This is a messenger RNA of Guyanagaster necrorhizus, 1824 nucleotides long. Its product is annotated as molybdenum cofactor biosynthesis prote. The record is from RefSeq and is a predicted model, not a curated record. Bases 1 to 1824 code for a protein of 607 amino acids. Gene Ontology annotation, molecular function: GTP 3',8'-cyclase activity; 4 iron, 4 sulfur cluster binding; metal ion binding. The transcript is spliced from 8 exons. Lineage: Eukaryota; Fungi; Basidiomycota; Agaricomycetes; Agaricales; Physalacriaceae. Gene Ontology annotation, biological process: Mo-molybdopterin cofactor biosynthetic process.
AUGGAAGCUUUCGUGCUUACGUUCGCAUCAACCUUUUUGAUUCUUCAUGCCACGACCAGCGAGCUGCCCGUGCCAGCUAUCAAUGUCGUCCCUGCCAGAAUAUCUCACAUCGAUGCCGUCUCUCCCUUCUCACCCGCAUUAAUCGACACUUUCCGCCGACGACACGACUAUUUGCGUAUCUCUCUCACAGAGAGGUGCAAUUUGCGAUGUUUUUACUGCAUGCCUGAAGAAGGAACUGAAUUGUCCCCUGAAAGUCAUCUUCUCACGAACGAAGAAGUUCUUCGUCUUGCGGCGUUAUUUGUUAAAAGUGGUGUUACAAAGAUACGAUUGACCGGUGGAGAACCAACAGUCCGGAAAGGUCUGAACGAGAUCAUCGCCGGUCUGAAUGGACUGCGUCCAUAUGGUUUACGAUCCAUAGCGAUGACUACAAAUGGACUUGUUCUUUCAAGAAGACUACCAGCCUUCAUUGACCGAGGUUUGACUCAUCUCAAUAUAAGCUUGGAUACUUUGGAUCCGUAUAAGUUUGAGUUCAUGACUCGGCGAAGAGGCCAUGAAUAUGUUCUGAAAGCUUUGGAUGUCGCCCUCGUGUCGCAGGCACUUGUUUCUGUAAAGCUGAACGUCGUCGUCGUUAAGGGCCUCAAUGAUUCGGAGGUACUUGACUUCAUUGAAAUGACAAAAGAGCGAGUGCUAUCUGUCAGAUUCAUCGAAUUCAUGCCGUUCACAGGCAAUGCUUGGGAUAAACGCAAGAUGGUUCCAUCAAAUGUACUGCUCGAUAAAAUCAUCCUGCGUCACCCUGAUGUUCAAAGAAUCUCCGAUGAAGUGAACGAUACUGCCCGUUCAUGGAGAGUUCCAGGUUACAAGGGAAAUUUUGGCUUUAUCAGCAGCAUGUCAGAUCACUUUUGCUCCUCGUGCAAUCGCCUGAGGAUAACAGCAGACGGCCAGAUCAAGGUAUGUCUAUUCGAUGCGAAGGAAAUAUCUCUACGAGAUGCAAUGCGAAACGGCGCUACCGACGGUCAACUGCUUCAGGCUAUCGGUAAAGCCGUAUCUGGCAAACAGGAGAAGCAUGCAAACAUGGAAGAUAUCGAUGUAAUUACGAAUCGCCCGAUGAUUCUGAUAGGCGUAGACAAGUCUUUGAUGAGUUUGACAAUGUUUCUAAUGUCAUACCCACUAUUAGGUCCGUCUGCCUUUUCAUUUUCCUGUCUGUCCAGUUCAAAGAUCAAUCUCAAACCACAUGGUCUUCGAUGUCGGCACUACAGCUUAGCGGCAUCAGCAUCGGCACCUUGCCUCACUCACCUCAACGACAGUGGACGGGCUAACAUGGUCGAUGUGUCAUUGAAGGAGGUUACACGGCGUAUAGCCACAGCAAGCGGACGUAUCUUCAUCCCUCUCAUUGCUUAUGAACUCCUGGCUUCGACGUACCCAGAUGGCGAAGAACCCUCGACGGCAUUGGAGAAGGCCAAACAGAAAGUUCACCGAAAAGGCGAUACGCUUACCAUCGCACAGCUUGCAGCCAUAAUGGGGUCCAAGAAGACAUCAGACCUCAUCCCACUUUGUCAUCCCCUUCAAUUGUCGAACGUUUCGGUAACGUUGACACUCGAAGCCCCAGCUCACGACAGCCAACGUCACAGCGUUCUGUGCCGUGCGACGGUGUCUUGUGAUGCCAAAACCGGCGUGGAAAUGGAAGCUUUGACUGCCGUGUCGGUUGGUUUGCUGACCGUAUGGGACAUGCUGAAGGCUGUGGCAGGGAAGGAGAUGGAGAUCGGAGAGAUUGUUGUAACGGAGAAAUCGGGUGGUAAGAGCGGGGAUUUCGUUCGAAACAGAUGA